Molecule: messenger RNA, 8499 nt
Organism: Thelazia callipaeda (thelaziosis nematode)
Lineage: Eukaryota; Metazoa; Nematoda; Chromadorea; Rhabditida; Thelaziidae
Source: the annotation of a GenBank genome assembly
AUGCCAAAAUACAAAAUACAGGUUCAAGUUCCACGGGUUAACAGAAAUGGAUAUGAGAAAAGCCAGGUAGAAAUACCACCAAUGGAUGAUUACGAUGACAUUGACGACCCUACAUUAUCCUUCGAACGGAAUCGUAUCAAGCAACUUCAAGAUGAACGAGUUCAUAUUCAGAAGAAAACUUUCACGAAAUGGUGUAAUUCAUUUCUCAGCAGGGCACGACUAGAAAUAGUAGAUUUAUUUGUGGAUGUUGGAGAUGGUGUAUUACUAAUGAAAUUAUUAGAAAUUAUUUCGAGCGAAAAGCUUGGUAAACCUAAUCGAGGACGAAUGAGAGUUCAAAAAAUUGAAAAUCUAAAUAGGACGCUUGAUUUUCUAAAAAAGAAACGUAUUCAGCUGGAAAAUAUCGGUGCGGAAGAUAUAUUGGAUCAAAAUGAACGUCUUAUUCUUGGACUUAUUUGGACAAUUAUACUUCGCUUUCAGAUUGAUACCAUUUCAAUACCGAUGGAUGAAGAAUCAGGAGAGAGGAAGCAUGCUAAAGACGCACUUUUGCUGUGGUGUCAACGGAAAACAGCUAAUUAUGCAAAUGUUAAGAUAGAGAACUUUACUACUUCGUGGCGUAAUGGUUUAGCGUUCAAUGCAUUAAUCCACGCUCACAGGCCAGAUUUGGUCAAUUAUGAAGACUUAUCACCUCUGGAUGCAAUUGGAAAUUUAAAUAAUGCAUUUGACGUGGCGGAAAAAAAAUUAGAAAUUGCACGUUUGUUAGACGCAGAAGAUGUUACCGUAGCACACCCAGAUGAAAAAUCAGUUAUUACAUAUGUCUCACUUUAUUAUCAUCAUUUUGCCAAGCAAAAAACAGAAAUGACUGGUGCUAGACGAGUAGCAAAGAUCGUUGGUAAUCUGAUGUCUUCGGAUCGACUUCAAGAAGAAUAUGAGAUGCUGUGUUCGGAAUUACUUCUUUGGAUACAGCAAACAAUUGCUAUACUGAAUGACCGACGAUUUCCAAAUUCAUUAAAAGGAAUUCAAGAUGAAUUAUUGGUUUUUAAGAAUUAUCGUACUGUUGAAAAACCUCCAAAGUACAAGGAAAAAGGAGAGUUAGAAGCAUUAUUUUUUACGAUACAAACGAAAAGAAAAGCAAUGGGACGAAAACCAUAUAUUCCAAAAGCGGGUUUAUUUAUGCAUGAUAUUGAGUCAGCAUGGGCGCUACUUGAUCAUUCUGAAAAUGAAAGGCAGUUAGCUUUAAUGAUGGAGUUACGACGACAAGAACGGUUGGAGCUAAUGGCUCAAAAAUUUGAAAGAAAAGCGGGAUUGCGAGAUGCAUGGUUACGAGAAAUGAGUUCUGUUUUGAAAGAUUUUGAUUUGGGGCGAAAUAUUGCUCAAGUAGAAGCAUCAUUAAAAAAGCAACAAGCUAUUGCUGCUGAUAUUUUACCUAGAGAAGAUCGAUUCAAGUCGUUAUCAUUGAUGGCUGCUGAAUUAUCCAAAGAAAAUUAUCAUGACAGCGACAAAAUACGAAUUCGUGAACGUGAACUAUUAGAAAAAUGGUCACUGUUAUUAUCAGCUUUGGAAGCAAGACGUCGCGCACUCUUGUCAUUAAGCGAUUUGAUGAGUUUGCUUCGAGAUAUUGGGACAUUAUCAUCUGAGAUUCGUGCUCUUGAACCACAAUUUCGAAGUCGCGAUUUUGGCAAACAUUUAUUGGGGGUGGAAGAUUUGCUUGGUAAACAAGAAAUCCUGGAAGCACAACUAAACUCACAAGGAGAAUUGUUGAAAAAUGUAACAUCUCAGGGAUUAGAUUAUAUCCGAGGAAAAGGCGAGCAAUGCGAUGUACUGCAGAGAAAAUUAGAUGAUGUUAGCGUACUUUAUGACAGUGUUUUACAACUAUGUCAACAACGCAGAAUAGCAUUGUAUCGUGCUCGUGAUUUGUAUCGUUUCAUUCAAGAUCAUGAAGAAGAAAUUAGUUGGUUACAAGAGAAAGAAAAUUUGUGCAUUUCAUUACUCAAAAAUAAAGAUCUUUCGGCCACUGCACAAUUCAGACGCAUUUUUAAGAAUUUGGAAACAGAAAUGGAAGGACACUGGCAGCGAGCAAAGGUAGUCAUCGCAGCUGGAGAACGUCUUAUAGGAGCGGGUCAGAAUAAAGAAGAUAUUCAAACCCGAAUCUAUAAUUUACACACAAAAUGGGAGCAUUUGAGAAAGGUGACAGAAGCGGUUGGGAAAUGGUUACGUGAAGCUGAGCAGGCGCAUCAGUACUUUCAAGAUGCAAAUGAAGCUGAAAGUUGGAUUCGUGAAAAACUUCCGCUCGUUAAAAGUAAUGAUUAUGGGCGUGAUGAGCAAGCAUCAGAAAAUUUGUUAUCGAGGCAUAUGCACUUGGAAGAAGAGAUCCAAGCUUAUAGAGCAGAUAUUAUAAAACUCGAAGAAAUGGCUAGAGAGAUGGUAAAUACAGAAUUUAUUGCGGGUGCUGUUGUUCGUGUAAAAGAAGAUACGGAAGAGCUUAUUGUACCUCAAGUGAUUAUGCUUUAUCCUUAUUCUCGAGAUGGUAUUGAAGUCAAAAAAGAUGAGAUAUUAGCAUUGAUUGAAAAAACAAACAAUGACUGGUGGAGUAUUCUGAAGCGAGACGGUACCGAAGGUUAUGUUCCUGCAAAUUACUGCAAAAUUGUGGAGGGCGAAACAGUGACGGUUGCACAAACAAUAACUGCUAGGGAAGCAGAACGUGAACCACAAGAUUCUCGUCAUGCAAUAUUGCAACGUCAAGAAGCCAUCAGUGCCGGUUAUCGGAAUUUGAAUAAUCUUGCACAGGAACGAAGAAGACUUUUAAUUGAUAUGAUUAAACUGUACAAGUUUUUACGUGAGUGUGAUGAAUUUGAAACAUGGGCAAAAGAAACUAAGACUGCUCUUGCGGAUAGCACAGCUUCAGAAAAUGUGAAAGCUUCAAGGAAAAAAUUCAAUAAACUUGAAAAUGAAAUAAGUGCAAAUGGUGAGAUACAGUUGAAAGUUAUUAAUGAUUUUGCCGAAGAAUUUAUCAACGAGGGUCAUACUCAUAGUGAUGAGAUUCGGCGACGUCAGGAUGAAGCAAAUCUUUUGUGGAAUAAAAUAUUGAAUCUUUUGAAGAUGAAACAGCGACAACUUGAAGCUGCAGAAAGAGUCGCAGCAUUCAAUGAAACUUGUGAAGAUGCCCGCUCCUGGAUGCAGGACAAAUUUGAUUUAUUGGAGCAUAAGGUUGACAUGAAUGAUCCAAAAGCUGUUCAAACGAUACAAAAGCGUUACCAAAAUUUAGGGAAAGAUCUUAAACCGUUGGAAGAAAAAAUCUGUUAUUUACGACAACUUGCUAACGAGGUUAAAAAAGAACACCCGGAAGAAGCUGCAAGAAUCGAACAAAUGAUCAAGGAACUGAUUGCAAUGCAUAAUGAAUUGAAGCAAAAGUCAGCUGCACGUAUCGAAGAAGCAGAACAAACGCAAGGACGUCAGAUGUUCGAUAACGCUGUAAAAAAUUUGCAAACAUGGAUUGAGAAAACAAAGGUAGCUUUAGCUGAUAAUACUCGACCAGUUGAUGUGUCAUCAGCUGAAGAACUACUGAAGAAGCAUUAUGAACUGAACGACGUCAUAACUGGUAAUAAGUACGAAUUUGACUAUGUGCGUGACCUUGGUCGACGUUUGCUUCAAAAGAAUCCAUCGCUUGAAGAUGUGAGAGAAAAUCUCAGAAAAGUGGACAUCGAACAAGAAUCAUUGAAUUCAUCGUGGAAGAAAAAGGAGCGACGAUUAAAAGAACUUCUAGAUUUGCAGUUGCUAAACACAGAGGCAGAAAGAAUUGAUGCAGCUACAAAAGGACAUGAAGCUUUUCUCGAGCUUUCAAACUUAGGAGAUUCGGUGGAGAUAGCUGAAAAUCUGUUGAAACGUCACACAGAUUUCGAAGCAAAACUUCGAGCUCAAGAAGAUCGUUUGAAAGUUUUUGUGAGAAGUGCUGAUCAGUUAAUCCAGGCAAAACAUAGCGAAGCUGAAUUUAUUAAAAAGCGUGUUGAUGAUGUACUUUCACACCGAUUAGCAGUCCAUCAAGCGGCCGCUAAACGACGAGCAUUACUGGAAGCAUCGCUACAGUUUCAAAAUCUACGCCGGAAUAUUCAGGAACUGUCGCAAUGGAUAGUGGAAAAGAAGAAAAUUGCUAAUGACGAUUCAUAUCGAGAUUUUGCGUCAAUUGCUAUGAAAUUAUUAAAACACAAGGCAUUUGAAGCGGAAUUGAAAGCAAACUCAGCACGUUUAGAUGAACUAAAUGCGGAAGGAAAUGCACUUAUAUCAACCCAGCAUUAUGAAUCAAAAUCCAUGCGAAAAUUAUUAGAUGGUGUAAAUACAGAAUGGGCCGAAUUAAUACGCGCAGCAAACAUUAAAGGAGAACGUUUAAAGCAAGCUGAACAUCAAAAAGGAUUGAAUAGUGCUUUAGAUGAUGCGCAUUUGAAAUUAGAUGAAAUAGAAUCAUCACUGAGUUCCAAAGAUUUGGGAUCAGAUUUGCGUGGUGUAAAAGAAUUGAUCUAUAAGCAGGUGAUGGUAGAAAAGGAUAUGACUGUUUUUGAAAAAAGAAUCAUUGAAAUGAGAGAAAAAGCAAAUGUGAUGGUACAACAAAAACAUUUUGAUUCGUUCACUAUCACAAAAGCUGUACAGAAGCUUAUUGACAGAUUUGAAUCGUUGAAAAAACCAGCGGAAGAUCGUAGAAUUGCUCUAGAAGAAAGCUUAAAAUGGCACCAGCUCUCAUUUGAUGUUGAUUGUGAAAUGCAUUGGAUUUCAGAAAAAGUACCAAUUGCAGCAUCGGAAGAAACUGGUCGUUCACUAACAGAAGCUACCAACAUGCAAAAAAAACACGAGCAGUUAGAGGCAGAAGUGGCAUCACGAUUACCUCAUAUCGAGCAGACAUUACAGCGUGGUAAUGAGCUGGUUGAAGAGGAGCAUUACGCUAAAGAGCAAAUAAAAAGUAAAUGUGGUCAGCUUUUGGAGACUUGGUUGCAGUUGGAUAGUUUAAUGAGUAAACGAAAAAAUUUAUUAGAUUGGGCACUGAGAGAAGAGCAGUAUAUGUUCGAUGCAGCAGAGGUUGAAUCUUGGAUGAAUGAGAAACGUGAAGCUUUGACUUCAAAAGAUUAUGGUCAAGAUGAAGAUAUGGCUCAGAAGUUGUUAGCUAAGCAUAAAGCUUUGCAAACUGAUAUGGCUGCAUAUAAGCAGUGGUUGCAGAAAUUAGCUGUUCAGUGUGAAGAUCUGAAAAAUUUAAAUAAAUCAAACAAUGAAAGAUUUGUGACGAGACAAGUAGAAUUGGAAAAUGAAUUUGAAAUGCUUUCAAAAUUGGCGGAACAAAGAAGGGUUCAACUUGAAAAUGCUGUGUAUUUAUAUCAGUAUUUGCGUGAAACCCAUGAUUUAGAAACAUGGAUUAAUGAGCAGUUACAGAUUGCGAUGAGCGAAGAUUAUGGGAUAGAUUACGAACAUUUAAAGGAACUGCAAAAUCGUUUCGAAGAUUUCAAACAAAGUGUCAAAACCGGUAGCGAAAGGUUUGUACAUUGUGAAGCAGCAGCAAAUACCUUACUGAAACGAAAUCCACCUUUCGCUCGAGAUAUCUUGAAGCGGCAGGAAAAACUAAGAUCUGUGUGGACGCUUCUGCUCGAUUAUAUUCAGAGUCGUGAUCAAAAACUUGAUGUAGCUCAAGAGUUGCAUCGUUUUAAUCGCGAUGUUGCUGAGAAUCAGGAACGGAUAGCUGAAAAGCAAGCUUCGAUUCCUUCAGAACUUGGUAAGGACAUCAAACAAGUUCACUCUUUAUGGCUGAAACACGAAGCAUUUGAAAAUCAACUGGGUGCCAUGGAGCAACAGCUACAUGAUCUAUUAGAAGAAAGUGCACGCUUGAAAGCUGCUUAUCCUGGAGGUAAUGCAGAGCAUAUUACAUCACAACAAACGGCGUUAGCUGAGGCUUGGCAAGAUUUACAAGAUGCUACUGUUUCACGACGCGAUAUGCUGAAAGCUGCAUAUGAUUUCCAGCGCUUUUACGCAAACGCCCGUGAUUUGUUAGCCUGGACAGAAGUAAUCAUUCGUGAUAUGCAGAGCGAGCAAACUGUGCACGAUUUACAAGGUGCUGAAUGGCUUCAGAAAGAACAUCUGCAACUGCAGGCUGAAAUUGAAGCGCGUGAACCUGAAUUCUCUAAACUAGCUGCUCGUGGUGAAAGAAUGAAAGCAAAUGAACAUUAUGCAAGUGCAGAAAUUGAAGAAAAAUUGAAGCAGGUUGAUCGUGCAUUAAAACAAGUUCAUGAGGAAUGGACUGCACGACGUGAGUGGUUGUCUCAAGUACGUGAUUGGCACGCAUUUCAACGAGAAGCCAAACAAAUUCUAGCUACAAUUGCGGCUCGACAAGCGACGCUCUGUUAUGGAGAGAUUGGAGGAACUGUGGAUGAAGUUGAAAGUCAAAUCAAAAAGGUGGAAACAUUUGAGAAAGCACUUACCACUCUCGACGACCGGAUUUAUGUUUUACAAAAGACUGCUAAAGAACUAGUCACUGCUAGACAUGUCGAAUCAUCAAAAAUCAGCUUACUUAUGAGACAGGUGGAGAAUGCUUUGACACAGCUUAAAGUAGAGGUAAAUGUUCGAAAAAGUAAUCUAAACGAUGCAUUGGAUUUGGCUCGAUUCAAUAGUGAUAUUAUGGAGAUGGAAAGCUGGAUUGACGAUAAACGUAAAAGAAUAAUUGCUGAAAGCGAUCGACAAGCAAAACUGACUAGUAUAGAAGAUAAAAUGAAACGUCUUCAGAAGCAUCAGGCAUUGGAAGCUGAACUAUCUACAAAUGAAUCACGUAUUCAAGAAAUUGCGAAACGCGCAGAAGUACUGGCAUCCAAACCUACCAACGAUGCUCAUGACAUUAACAAAAGAACAUCGGGAAUGCUUAAACAUUGGAAUGAACUGGUGACUAUGUCGCGCGAUCAGAGUAGUGCACUUGAGGAAGCUCGAGAUUUGCUAGACUUUAAACAACUUGUAGAACGAGUUAUGCAGUGGAUAAAGGAAAGAGAAUUGCUGGUCAGUGCAGGUGACAUGGGUCGAGACAUGGAGCACUGUUUAGCUUUGCUGGAGAAAUUAGAUGGUACGCAAGCAGAUGCGAGUGUUGAUCAUACUACUGUCAACUCUGUAAAUCAGUUGGGUAAAAAAUUGAUCUCGCAAGGACGUUCGUCAAAGGAUGAAGUUCAACGGCAACUUAAAGAACUAAAUGAUGCUUGGGCGUUGAUACAAAGCAAGCUCAGUACAUAUCGCUCAGAAUUACGAGCAGCUCUUGAAGUUCAUGCAUUUAAUCGUGAUGUUGAUGAUACUUGUGAGAGGAUACAAGAGAAGCUUACUGCUGUUACGAAUGAUGAUCUUGGAAGGGACUUGCAUUCCGUUGAAACACUGAUUCGUAAACAGGAAACGGUCGAAAGAGAUAUGACUGUUAUCCACGAAAAGCUUAAGGCGCAUGACAGUGAGGCUCAGAAGUUACUGGAUAAGAAUCCUCCACUACGAAAUUCAGUUAUAGAAUCAUUACAGAAGCUAGAAACAUUUUGGGAGCAAUUGGUUGGACGAGCAACAGCACGAGGACAAGCUUUAAUGGCUUCUGGUGAUUUGCAUAAGUUUCUCGAUGCAGUGCGCAAAGCUGAAAUAUGGGCAAUGGAUGCUCUCAGUCGUUUUACAACGCAAGAAACUCCACGUUCUGUAGCGGAUGCUGAUGCAAUGAUUGCUAGGCAUACUGAAAAACUUGCUGAAAUCGAUGGAAGACAGUCUGAGAUGUCUGAAUUACGAGAGUGGAGUGCAAAACUGGUUGCUAAACAAUCAGAACACAGAAGUGAAAUACAGCGAGCGUUGAAACGGUUGCAAAAUGUGGAGCAUCAGUUGCGUCAGAGUUGGGAAGCUCGAAAUGCUGCUUUAGCUCGAGCUCGAAAUCAUCAAUUGUUUGCUGAUCAGGCUGCUCGUGCUGAACACUGGCUUGCUUCUAAAGAAACCUUUUUGAAUCAGGCUGGCAUGGGCGAAAGUGUUGUAGCCGUCGAUUCAUUACUAAAGAAGCAUAAUGAUUUCGAGAAGACUCUUAUUGCUCAGAGUGAUAAAAUUGAUGCUUUGAAAAAAGAUGCUGAUGAGCUGGUACAGUGUGAUUCGGAAUAUCGAGAAGAAAUUGAGAAAAUACGAGAUACGGUAGUGACCCGACAUACAGUGCUCAUGGAAUCAUGCAAGCGACGUCAUGAGUUGUUGAAUGAAUCGCGUAAACUACAUGAAUUCAUUGAUAGCUGUGGUGAGUUGAUGACGUGGAUUAACGCCAAUAUUCAGCUUGCAUACGAUGAAAGCUUUCUCGAUCAAACUAAUUUGAGAGCUAAGUUGCAAAAACACUUAACAUUUGAUGCUGAAUUAGAAGCCAAUGAAGGUCGUAUUCAAUCCACGGUUAAAGCGGGCAAUAAAUUAAUUUCUAAUAAACAUUAUGCAACAGAUCAAAUAGCUCUGCAAAUUGCUGAAGUAAAGCGAGGAUGGGACGAGCUCAGAAGGUAA